CGUACACGACGCGAACCGCAAAUCACGAGCUACCACGAGCCACGCCUAUAAAAUGGCGGCCGUGCUCAACUCCCGUCGCCACACACAGCAGCCGGUGCAUCGCUCUAGAGCUAAUAAACCAACCACAUUUCGGAGAAGCAUCCUCGACCGAAGCCACCACCUUCAUCCAUGGCCGAGCACGUGAGCCACCAGGCCGGCGCGGCGGUUGGCCACGCACAGGACACGGCCGGCCAUGUGGCGCACGACGCCGCGGGGACGGCGCACGACGCGGCGGGGGCUGCCCACGACGCGGCCGGAGCGGGAGCCAACCACGCCGGCGGCGUUAUGGAGGAGGUCGGCGGGCAGGCGCAGAUGGUCGCGCGGAGCGCCGCCGACGCCGUCCAGGGCGCCGCGGAGACCGUCAAGAACGCCGUCGGUCUCGGCGGCAACUAGGCCGGCGGCCGCGCGCGCGCGUGCGCAGGCACGGCUCUCUUCUGAUCUCCCGGCUGUCGCCGGGGUUUGGAUGGAGCCGUACGUGCAGCUAGACGCGUACUGCUACCUAGCUACGUGCGCACAUCGAUCGAUCUCGAUGCGAGGUUGAACCCGCAUCAGCAUCAAUAUUUGUUUUCUCUUCCACUAUUUACUUGUUUCUCAAUCUACAUAGAGUGGUUUGUUUCUUGCCUGCCGACUGAGCGGCCGGGAAUCGAUUGCGCUCUGGUUUAUUUUGUAAUCGCGUCCCGCUGUGUAAGGUGCGACGUGGUUUAAUGACAAGUAUCGUUUUCUAAA
Messenger RNA from Hordeum vulgare subsp. vulgare (domesticated barley), 765 nucleotides. RefSeq lists its product as uncharacterized. The transcript has 2 exons. The record is from RefSeq and is a predicted model, not a curated record. NCBI's taxonomy places the organism in Eukaryota, Viridiplantae, Streptophyta, Magnoliopsida, Poales, Poaceae. Bases 169 to 432 code for a protein of 87 amino acids.